ACCCAAGAACUGUUUCAUGAAAAAACAAUGGAAAGGCAAGGACAUGAGCAUAAGCCAAAGCCCUCUGCUCCUUCCAUCUCGGACGGUGUCCAAGGUCACGAGAGCUAUCGAGUGAUUCACAGUUUCGUUGAAGCACCAAAUUUGGCGUUGAGCGAAUGGGUCGAGAGAUUGUACAGAGAUUCUUGCCACCGGCUGCGAUCGCCAUCAUCACGGCCAUGACCUUCUUUUUCUGGUCCCAUCAGUCCAGAAGGGCUAGAGUAAAUUCGGAGAGGUCUGAUUCGGACGACGGUAAGGAUGAUGCUUCGCCUCCACCGCCGGUGAGGGAAGACGGAUUCCAGUAUGAUGUGUUUCUGAGCUUUAGGGGACCAGACACUCGCAAGGGCUUCACAGGCCAUCUCUACCAAGCAUUGAAAGAGAAGGGCAUAAUCACUUUCAUCGACAGUGAGACGCUGGAGAAGGGGCAAAAUGUGGAGGAGCUAUACGGGUGCAUCGAGAGAUCGAAAAUCUUGGUGCCCAUCUUCUCUAAAGGCUAUGCUGAUUCAAAGUGGUGUCUGAAGGAGAUACACAAGAUGGUAAAGUGCAAUAGGCUGAUCUUACCGGUCUUCUUUGAUGUGAAUCCAAAAGUCGUCUGUCAUCAAAUUGGCUCUUUUGAACGUCCAUUUAGGAGGUAUCGUAAGAGUGAAGGAAUAGACAAGGGGGAGGGUCUUGACAAGUUGGAAGAACUACAUCUCAGUGGUUGUGAAAACCUCGUCAGGUGUCCACUUUUUUCGAGCAAUAUGACACACUUACGGACAUUGGACUUUGGAGAUUGUGCUAACAUGACUGAACUUGAUCCAUCUAUUGGGCAUCUCAAGAACUUGACCGACCUGAAUUUGAGGUACAGCAAAUCACUGAAGGAACUGCCUCAAGAAGUUUCUCAAUUGACCUCACUCACAUGGCUUAACCUCACUGGAUGUCACCAAAUUACAGCACUGCCUAAAUCCAUGAGCUGCUUGAAGCAACUGAAGCGGCUGUCCCUACAGCAGUGUUCCUCGUUGACAGAAAUACCUGAAUGCAUUUGUUCCUUUCUCAAUCUUGAAGAACUAGAUGCUUCACACUGUCAACGUAUUGCUUUUUUGCCAAACUGGAUUGGAAAGCUUAAAAGCCUGAAACAGCUUGAUUUGAGUUGGACAGCCAUUGAAGAGCUUCCACAUUCCAUUGUGUCGCUAGAGAACCUUGAGAUGCUUUCAGUUGCUCAUUGCGGAAAGCUUGAGGACGUUCCUGGCAUUACGCAGAUGAAAUUGUUACGGGCAUUGGGCCUUUUAGGAUGUAGAAGCCUUCACGACUCAUUCUUGGAACGACUUCAGGAAGUAAACUUUCAAAAUCUAGGAGUUUUCUCCAUCCCAGGGAGGAGGCUGUUGUCAUAUCCACAGUCCCUCUCUUUCCUUCUUCCCAAGCAGUUCGAGACAGGCAUCUUGUACUUGCAUGUAGAUAAAAGCAGCUUGGACAACAUUUGCUCGGAACUAGACAAAAAUGGUGGCCCUGAAGGGGAAGACGAGAGCAUUAGAAGUGAGGAAUAUAGAAACAUGGACAGCGAAGAUGAAAGCCUUAAAAUUGAGGAAGAUAGAAACAUGGACAGCGAAGAUGAAAGCCUUAAAAUUGAGGAAGAUAGAAACAUGGACAGCAAUGACUCGGAACUUGUUUAUAAAAGCAUUCCAACUGAUGAAGUUAUAGACAGGCAGCCGGGCAGAGUUGUUUUGAUAGAGAUAACGACAGGUGAUGCUAAAUUCCAGUUUUCAGCUUUAAUUGAAUUUAAAUGGCACGAAACUGGUAGUGAAGAGGAGGAAUUUAGGAAGUUGCCCACGGCUACAUUUGGACGCCAUAGCGAGCUGAUGAAGAUGGCAAGGCAAGGGGAAUUUGAGGGAAAUGAUGACGACCGGCGGAGGACGAUGAUGACUAUGCGUGUGUCCAUCGAUGGUUGCGACCUACUCCACGGUGAUUUAUUCACAUAUGCGAAAAAUUGCGUUGAAUGGUUAGAUCACGAUCCGAUUAAAGCUGACGAUAAUUUAGUUAUUGUGGAAUUUGGUCGGCCAUUUUAAGAGCAAGCCAACAUAACAUAAAGGCCAGAACUGGAAAAGUCAAAGGAUGCGAAUUGGAUCCAAGUGGCGGCCAAAUGGAUCUCAUUCUUAGCAUUGAGGUGUUGUGGAACUGAUAAUAACGUGUGUUCCCCCGUUUGACGAAGUUCGUAUAUAGGUUUCAUUGAUAUACUAUUUGAUAGUAUUUACAUAAUAAACAUCAACCCUUGAAAAUUUCUUA
Nymphaea colorata (pocket water lily) is the source of this 2295-nucleotide messenger RNA. RefSeq names its product disease resistance protein RPV1-like. Gene Ontology annotation, molecular function: protein binding. Gene Ontology annotation, biological process: signal transduction. The transcript has 3 exons. Lineage: Eukaryota; Viridiplantae; Streptophyta; Magnoliopsida; Nymphaeales; Nymphaeaceae. The coding region runs from base 156 to 2078 and encodes 640 amino acids. The record is from RefSeq and is a predicted model, not a curated record.